AGGGAAUGUGGUUUCAUUGAACGACAGUGCACCUUGCGGAGCGACUCUCGUGAGAUUCGGUGGUUGAGGACCCGGAAAGUUUGGUGAACCAAGUGAAAAUGAGGCCCAGUACAAUUCGAGGAAUCUGCUAUUUUAGUGGGAUAUUUUUCCUGAUUUCCAUCUUCACUUUCCUUAAAAGAAGCCACACAAAAAAAUCAGAAUGGAAUCCUGAGGGUCUAGAUACCAUUAAAAUGGCACCGAAUUUACGCAACGAUGAUUCAGUUCCUAAUUCUGUUCCUUGCAACCAUACCCAAUAUGAUUUUAAGGGAGCAGACCAGGAGGAUCCUCAGCUACUUGAAUACAUCCGACGAGAGUUGUUGGUUCCACCAUCUGUUCAUCCUUACAAUCUGACAAACCCUGGGACAGUUCACUUUUCCCAGUUUAACCAGUCGAAAAUUGCCAAUGCCUUGUUCAAUGGAAUGAGAGACGGGUUCUUUGUCGAAGUUGGCGCCGUCGAUGGAGAGACUUUAAGUAACUCCAUCUUCUUCGAGAGGGAGCUGGGAUGGAGUGGACUGCUGAUCGAGGCAUCACCAAGCUAUUUCAAAGCAAUGCAGAAGAAAAAUAGGAAGGCUUAUUCCAUCCAUGCUGCUCUUGCUGUGACCACAUUUGCUUCUGAAGUCACAUUAGAUGCAGACAUAGGCUACAGCAACAGGUUAAGUUCACAUGUAGUCACAGUGAAAGGAAUUCCCCUUUUCUCUAUUCUUCGGGUCUUGAAUGUUGAAGUCGUAGAUUUCCUGUCUCUGGAUAUUGAAUCGUUCGAAGUAAAGGUACUAAAGACACUUCCAUGGGACAAAAUAAAGUUUAGGCUCAUGUGCAUCGAGGUUAACCACAUCCCAGAAGGCAAGGAGUUCCUAACGGAAUUCCUACAGGAAAAAGGAUACAAAUUCUUAGGAUACGGCCAUAACGAAGUCGAUGCCUGGUAUUCACUACCGGAGCUCCUGGAAACCCACCUGAAACCUUAGCUGAAUGAUAAUUUAGCAAAUUAGAUUGUAUAUUUAUCAAAAAUGUCGUCUGAUGAGACUUCAUGUCUUCGUUGUUUGUCUUUUUCGAGCAUUUCCCAUUAUCGCUUGUUUAAGCGAAUUAGUUAAUUCAAUAAAGUAGUUUGAUGGUA
Macrobrachium nipponense is the source of this 1150-nucleotide messenger RNA. Its product is annotated as protein Star-like. The coding region runs from base 99 to 1001 and encodes 300 amino acids. The transcript has 7 exons. Lineage: Eukaryota; Metazoa; Arthropoda; Malacostraca; Decapoda; Palaemonidae. The record is from RefSeq and is a predicted model, not a curated record.